AUGAUUUUUGCUUUACACUCUUUUGUAAAGCAAUUACCAAAGAACUCUCUGUUCCAAAGUGUUCCUGUCAUUGAGGUCUUGUAUGAUUCUCGUAAGCAAACAGUGAAAAAGUUGCUCUCCUGUUUGAUAUCAAAUCGAUGCAGUGAAGGAGAAAGAGAUGCAUUUAAGUUUUUGCAACGGUUUGUUAGAGGCAUGGACAUGCAAAAAACUAGUACGUUUUUCGCGAUUUACAAUCGCCGGCAUGGAAUGAUCGUGGUUGGCAAGAAGAUAGAGGUUGGUUUUUUUUAGUGUGAGGGUGUAGCUUAAUCAAGA
Molecule: messenger RNA, 312 nt
Organism: Porites evermanni
Lineage: Eukaryota; Metazoa; Cnidaria; Anthozoa; Scleractinia; Poritidae
Source: the annotation of a GenBank genome assembly